CAACAUCCAAAAGCUUAGGGCUUUUGCCACCUUCGAAGCCCUCCCCCGUCUCCCUCUCCCUCUCCGUCUCAGUCUCUCGCUCUCGUAUCUCCAUCGCUUCUCGCGCUCAGCCGUCUCGAGGAGAGAGAGCGAGAUGGAUUCCGGCGGCGCCGACGCAGCUCGAAUCCUCGGCGAAAUCGAUGCCCUGAAGGCGGCGAAGAGCGACAUAGAGGCCAAGAUCUCAGCUCUCGAGGCUCAGCUCAAGGGCUCGAGCUGCCGCCGGAGCGGCGCCGUCUCGAGCAACGGCUCGGGCCCGCCGGCGGCGACCGUCGACGAUCCGGGGCUCGGGCACGGGCUCUCGCCGGAGAUGAUCCACCGAUACAGCCGUCAGCUCUUGCUCCCUUCUUUUGGAGUUCGAGCGCAGUCGAAUCUCUUGAAGUCGUCGAUUCUAGUGGUUGGAGCCGGAGGAUUGGGAUCGCCGGCUCUGUUAUAUCUCGCGGCUUGUGGAGUCGGUCGGUUGGGUAUUGUCGACAACGAUGUGGUAGAGCUUAAUAAUAUGCACAGGCAGAUUAUCCACACCGAAGCAUAUGUAGGCCGGUCAAAGGUCGAGUCUGCUGCUGCUGCUUGUCGUGCCAUCAACUCAACUGUCCAGAUCGUUGAACACAGAGAGGCUUUACGUACUUCCAAUGCCUUGGAAAUCUUGAGCAAGUAUGACAUUGUGGUAGAUGCAACGGAUAAUGCUCCAAGCCGGUACAUGAUCAGCGAUUGCUGUGUGGUGUUGGGGAAGCCUCUUGUAUCAGGUGCUGCACUAGGAUUGGAGGGGCAGCUCACAGUUUAUAACUGCAAUGGAGGUCCAUGCUACCGAUGCUUGUUUCCUACUCCACCACCGACAACAGCAUGCCAGCGAUGUUCUGACAGCGGAGUUCUAGGAGUAGUACCGGGUAUCAUUGGCUGUCUUCAGGCACUCGAGGCAAUAAAGAUUGCAAGUGCAGUUGGUGAACCACUAGUGGGAAGGAUGCUUUUGUUUGAUGCUUUAUCUGGACGGAUACGAAUUGUCAAGAUAAGAGGCAAGUCUUUGCACUGUGAAGUGUGUGGAGAGAAUGCAACAUUUACACAACAACAAUUUCAAGAAUUUGACUAUGAGAAGUUCACCCAGUCCCCAUUGUCUGCGUCUGCCCCUCCGAAGUUAAAUUUGCUAUCGGUAGACUCCAGGAUAAGCAGUAAGGACUACGGUGAGAGACUUAAAAAUGGCGAAGCGCAUAUACUGGUCGAUGUCCGCCCUGAGCACCACUUCAGGAUUGUAUCUCUUCCCAAUUCCUUGAACAUUCCGCUCUCGACCUUAGAGAAAAGAGUAGCUGAAAUCUCAUCAGCUUUAAAGGAAGCAGAGGGCCAGAGGGAUGCAAGCCUUUACGUGAUUUGCCGAAGAGGUAAUGAUUCACAGAGGGCUGUCAACUACCUCCAGAAGAUAGGCUUUACUUCUGCCAAGGAUAUCAUUGGGGGACUGGAGUCCUGGGCUCGGGAUGUGGAUCCCAGCUUCCCUACUUAUUAGUAAUUAUCGAUGGUUGCAGUAAACGCGUGUGUGGGUGAUAGCUUUGUGCUCAAUUAGUUCCAUUAUGCUGUAAUCCGUAAUUUCCUCCACUUUUUGUAACGGAUACACAGCUUCUCAGAUAAAGAAGAUGUUUAUGUUGCUUGGCACUUCAGUGAUC
This is a messenger RNA of Syzygium oleosum, 1685 nucleotides long. RefSeq names its product adenylyltransferase and sulfurtransferase MOCS3. The transcript is spliced from 11 exons. Gene Ontology annotation, molecular function: thiosulfate-cyanide sulfurtransferase activity; adenylyltransferase activity; URM1 activating enzyme activity. NCBI's taxonomy places the organism in Eukaryota, Viridiplantae, Streptophyta, Magnoliopsida, Myrtales, Myrtaceae. The record is from RefSeq and is a predicted model, not a curated record. Gene Ontology annotation, biological process: tRNA wobble position uridine thiolation. Gene Ontology annotation, cellular component: cytosol; cytoplasm. Bases 134 to 1528 code for a protein of 464 amino acids.